Grosmannia clavigera kw1407 is the source of this 525-nucleotide messenger RNA. RefSeq lists its product as uncharacterized. The record is from RefSeq and is a predicted model, not a curated record. The transcript has 2 exons. Lineage: Eukaryota; Fungi; Ascomycota; Sordariomycetes; Ophiostomatales; Ophiostomataceae. The coding region runs from base 1 to 525 and encodes 174 amino acids.
AUGUCUGCGCCAGACGCGCCCGCACCGCCUGAAGUGCCCGCAGAAGCCAGCCAGUCGACCUCGCUGCUGGCCAAGCUCGAUGCGUGGGGGUCCUCGGCCAUGCCGUCGAUGGGCCUCGCCACGCUUGUGGCUGCCCUGCACACGCGCCCUGUCCAGCCGCUGCCGCUGCUCUUUGCGCCCGCGCUGCUCUUUGCCGGCUACGUCAACGUGGCCGGCUAUGCCGUCGAUGCGGCCGGCAUGAGCGCCGCCUGGAGCGGGCUGUACGUGCUCCUGUCGCUGCGGCGGGGCCGCGGUGGUGGCGGCGUCGGACCCGGCCUGAUCGCCCGCGCCUGGACACCGUCCUCACAGCGCACGUCCACGCGCCGCCUGCAGACACCGGCUCGUCGUGCUGUCAGCGCCGUUGCCGUGGGCCUCGCAUCCGUCAACUGUGUGGCCGGUACGGUCACAUACAGCAUCACGGGCGACCGGGCCGCUGAGGCCGAGGCGAGACGCGAACGCGACCGCUGGGGCGCUGAGAAACAAUGA